AUCAUGAAAUGGGAUACACAGUUUACAGCAGGUCACUAAUGCUGGAAAAAGUACAGAGUCCACUCAGAGGCAUGCUUGUUACUUUCUGAAUUCUUGGAUAUUUUUUGUUGUUGUUGCUCAUCGUGCUGACUUUCACUGAAGGUUAUUAUAGCCUGGGCCUCAAGGCCAGAAAAGCUUACAGGCUGCACCUCUUUUGUACUAAAUGCUGUUCACCUUGCACCCAAGGGUACUGUAUAUUUACACCUAAUAAUGUCUUCUGGUUCCCACACAGCCAUCAUACAGGAAUCUAUAAAACAUGGACUUACAUCAGUUGGUGCUGGUGUCGCGGACGGACACGGAGCCCCCAGCCCGGCCCGCAGCCGCCUUGUCAUGCUGCCCAAAGUGGAGACGGAGGCCCUGGGACUCGCACGGUCGAAUGGGGAACAGGGGCAGAUGCCGGAAAACAUGCAAGUGUCUCAGUUUAAAAUGGUGAAUUACUCUUAUGAUGAAGACCUUGAGGAACUGUGUCCGGUCUGUGGAGAUAAAGUGUCUGGGUACCAUUAUGGACUUCUCACCUGUGAAAGCUGCAAGGGAUUCUUUAAGCGAACAGUCCAGAAUAACAAAAGGUACACGUGUAUAGAGAACCAGAAUUGCCAGAUUGACAAAACACAGAGAAAACGAUGCCCUUACUGUCGAUUUCAAAAAUGUCUAAGCGUUGGAAUGAAAUUGGAAGCUGUACGAGCUGACCGAAUGCGUGGCGGUCGAAACAAGUUUGGACCAAUGUACAAGAGAGACAGGGCACUGAAGCAGCAGAAGAAAGCUCUUAUCCGAGCAAAUGGACUUAAACUGGAAGCCAUGACUCAGGUGAUUCAAGCAAUGCCGACUGACCUGACAAUAUCCUCUGCAAUCCAGAACAUCCAUUCUGCCUCCAAGGGCCUACCUCUGAACCAUACUGCCUUGCCUCCUACAGACUAUGAUAGAAGUCCCUUUGUAACCUCUCCAAUUAGUAUGACAAUGCCACCCCAUGGUAGUUUGCAAGGUUACCAAACCUAUGGCCAUUUUCCAAGCCGUGCUAUCAAGUCCGAGUACCCUGACCCUUACACUAGCUCACCAGAGUCAAUAAUGGGCUACUCAUACAUGGAUAGUUAUCAAACGAGCUCACCAGCAAGUAUUCCACAUCUGAUAUUGGAACUCCUGAAAUGUGAGCCAGAUGAGCCGCAAGUCCAAGCUAAGAUCAUGGCGUAUCUUCAGCAAGAGCAAGCAAACAGAAGCAAACAUGAGAAGCUCAACACAUUUGGGCUUAUGUGCAAAAUGGCUGACCAAACCCUCUUCUCCAUUGUUGAGUGGGCUAGGAGUAGCAUCUUUUUUAGAGAACUUAAGGUUGAUGACCAAAUGAAGUUGCUUCAGAACUGCUGGAGUGAACUCUUAAUUCUAGAUCACAUUUACCGGCAAGUGGUACAUGGGAAAGAAGGCUCCAUCCUUCUUGUUACCGGGCAACAAGUGGAUUAUUCCAUAAUAGCAUCCCAAGCUGGAGCCACCCUCAACAAUCUUAUGAGCCAUGCACAAGAACUAGUAGCAAAGCUUCGCUCCCUGCAGUUUGAUCUACGAGAAUUUGUAUGUCUCAAAUUCCUGGUGCUGUUUAGUUUAGAUGUCAAAAAUCUUGAGAACUUCCAGCUUGUGGAAGGCGUUCAGGAACAAGUGAAUGCUGCUCUGCUGGACUACACAAUGUGUAACUACCCACAGCAAACAGAAAAAUUUGGGCAGCUUCUCCUGCGACUACCAGAAAUCCGGGCCAUCAGUAUGCAGGCAGAAGAAUACCUCUAUUACAAACACCUGAAUGGGGAUGUGCCAUGUAAUAACCUUCUCAUUGAAAUGCUGCAUGCAAAGAGAGCAUAAAUUAUACCCAUUAGAGCUUCUGCUUUCAAGGAAAAAAAUAAAUAUAUAUAUAUAUAUAUAUAUAUUCUGAACUGCUCCAAGCAACACUAAUUAAAAUGUGGUUUUAAGACUUCGCAAAAUGGUAUAAUAAUCAAAUACUAAUAGUAAAUAAGUGAUGUAUCAGGGUAUUUGUAUUGCAAACUGUGAAUCAUAUGCUACACACACAUCCCCAAAGGAAUCUAUAUAGGACUUUAUACUGGAGUGAACUUACCAAGUGGAUACUCUCACCAACGUCAACAUGGAAAAGGACAGACUGAUUCUUGUAUAUUUAACUCUGCUGAUUGCCAAUAUGAAGAAACUUAAGAGAAAAAAAAACCUGAUGUGUAUUAUCAAGCUAAGAUAGUGGGGAAUUUGAGCACACUAAAUUCCUUCACUGUAUAGCGAGACUUCUAAAACAGUUAUAAAAGAUGCAGAGUUGCAUCUAUAGCAUCUUCUGUCAUCCUUCCAAGGACCCAACACUUACUACUUCUGUGAUAAAUGAUGUGGCAUCCAUUCAACAAUCUGUAAGAGAGAGACCAUGUGCUAUGUAGUAUCGCCACCAAAUCCUAAGAGGCUGCUUUUGACUGUCGGUCUCUCAGGCCUGCAAAUCGCUAAUAUGAAGAGGCUGUUAUCCAGUUAGCUUGACAUUCUUAACUAUGUUCUGAAGUUUGUUUUGUCACGUGUUCAUGUUGUUCUAUCAGGCAGUAUCUCUCUUCUACUACCAUUACCAGAUAGCUAUUAAGUAGUUAAGAUAAAGACUCAAAAAAAAUUUAGCCAAUUCAAAUAUAUACUUAACUAGGGCAGUGGCUGAAACAUGGCUUUGUUAUGUAUUUAUGGCCAUUUCAAACAAAGGAAAUGGAGAUAUUUUAGCCAUCACAAACAAUAGUUUCUUUGACAAAAAAAUAAAAAAUAAAAUAUUAAGACAGCAAAUAUUGAUAUUUAAAAAAAAAUAGGAUUUAAAAAAAAUGCAUUUAGUGAUGCAAGAAUACACAAAUGAAUUCUAUGACCUAAUAAUAAAUGGAGCUUAUUAAGAAAUUAUCUUUAAAAUUGCCAGCAAUUAAGAAACUAAAUUUCAGCUCAAACAUCCAAUAUCUAAUGAAAUUUUUCCCUUUUAAAGUUAGGUAAUACACAUCUUUUACGCAAAGAAAGAAGAGUGAUACUGCUGUGUCUGUGUAGGCCAAAGUCUGCUGCAGAACAAAUAUUGGAGAAGAACAAACAAUUCUCUCUCUGUCCAAAUGAAGAUAUCAGUAUUAACAUGUAGUGCCACAGUUAAGUCUUGCCUUAUAUCAUUAUCCUUAAAGGUAACUGUGCAGGUGUGGAUCAACAUACAUUUAAAAUAAAGUAUUAAUCUCUAACAUUAACAAAAACAUAGUGUUUACAUUCUUUAGGUCCUAUGGGGAAAAAACUGUGAUAAAAUUGCAGAGCAGUGAUUUCCUUAUUAUUUCUUUUAAAUUGGUAAUUAUUUUACCAGUACUUAAUUACUGUAUGUCGUGAGACACUAAAAUCAAUAGGGGUAUUCCAUUUUGACUUUAAUUUUUGAGAUUAUUGGCUGCACAAUCACUUGUAGAAACUGUAUAAAAUCCUAAUCCUUUAAUUUUUUUUCAUGAAGAUUGCUGGCUUUUGAAUAGUUUAUUUAUAUUGUAUAUGAUAGUUUUCACUGUAGACAAUUAUGAUGCUAAUUUAUUGUUCUUUGGUUUCAUCUUUAUAUAAGAUAUAGCCAGAAUGAAGAAGCCAAAUAUCUGUGUUUACUGUAGCAUGUCUUCAAGUCAGUGGAACAUAGUUCAGGGACACACAAGGGUCUUUACAAAUUAAAAUCAUUCACUUGAUUAAAUGUCUGUAAAUCUUCAUAAUCUUAAAUGUAGUUUAUUUAAAUCUAUUGUAAAUUAUGUGAGUUCUAGCUUUUCCUGUUUCAUGGGAACUUGAAGAGGUUCAUUUCUCUUUUUUCCAAACAUUCACACAUUAUACACCAAAGACAUUAGUUAUUACAUACGCAUCAGUACAAAGAACACUGUUUUAAUCACCUGUAUUAAUCAGCUCUAAUAUUCUGUCCAUGCACAGGGUACAAACACAACAAAGCCUAGUGUCUGCAGCUUCUAGAUGCCUGUCUUGUAUCACAGAACACACAUACUGUCCUACGGACCAAAAGCAAACCAAGCACCGCUCCCUUAGCCAUCCCACAUGGCAGACGUGCAAGAGUUAUUUAAAUAACAGCAUUCUACGUCAAAAAACCUAGAUUAACAGAAAGCAAGGUGCUGGUGGCAAUUGCCGGCAGCUGUGAAACCCAUGUGUACAAGAUAAGCGUGGUCAUCCUUUCCUUUUUGAAAGAAAAACAGAGCACAUCUCAAACGUUUGCAUUCUGUAUUUUCUCUUUCUUUCCUGUUGAGAUGCUACAGUGAAUCUCACUCAAUAUUAAGACAAAGCUUUAAAAAAGUGUUGCUAACUGUAUUCACGGCACCGUUAUCUAUGUACAGGACAAAAGAAUUAAAAUAAGGGUGUAGAAGAAAGGAACAAUUUCCCGUACAUUUUAAUGGAAACAAUCUCAGAUAUUUGCCCGCAUCUGUGGUUCCAAGAAUCCCAGCAGACUGCCCAAAGUACACGAACAAAAAAAAAAUAUACUAAAGAAAAAUAAAUAAAUCACCAAACUUCCCCCCCAAGUUAUUAACUACUUUGUAACCAGACAUUUACUUCGGACUGCCUUAUUGAUUACAGGACAUAUUAGUAAAAGCAGACUAAAAUUCAAAGGGUUUGGCUUUGGCUGGUUUAUUAUAGUUGUUCCGUGUUUGUAAACAGACAAUCCGUAAAGUCUGACUAUUUGUAUUACAGAUGUUCUGCAGCUGCCUUGGAUUUAAAUCCAUGCAACUCUUAGAAUGUGCAGUGAGUUACUUGUUGAAGUUGAAGUUCUCUUACUGUAUUGGUGAAAUACAUAUUGUCAUGUCAGUUCUUGCCAGGAGUUUCCCAUCACCAAUGGAGUUAUUUUUUUUUCAGUAUUUCAAUAAAUAUUGAUAUGCCCGUGCCGAUUACUUUAUAA
Messenger RNA from Pezoporus flaviventris, 4921 nucleotides. It is a transcript of the gene NR5A2, whose product is annotated as nuclear receptor subfamily 5 group A member 2. Lineage: Eukaryota; Metazoa; Chordata; Aves; Psittaciformes; Psittacidae. Gene Ontology annotation, cellular component: RNA polymerase II transcription regulator complex. Bases 250 to 1875 code for a protein of 541 amino acids. Gene Ontology annotation, biological process: tissue development; regulation of transcription by RNA polymerase II; hormone-mediated signaling pathway. Gene Ontology annotation, molecular function: zinc ion binding; nuclear receptor activity; RNA polymerase II cis-regulatory region sequence-specific DNA binding. The transcript is spliced from 8 exons. The record is from RefSeq and is a predicted model, not a curated record.